Molecule: messenger RNA, 2195 nt
Organism: Fomitopsis serialis
Lineage: Eukaryota; Fungi; Basidiomycota; Agaricomycetes; Polyporales; Fomitopsidaceae
Product: UPF0187-domain-containing protein
Exons: 9
Coding region: 203-1747 (514 amino acids)
Molecular function (GO): chloride channel activity
Source: RefSeq, a predicted model, not a curated record
UUGGCGAGUGGCAGACUGAUGCGCCCGCUCCGCGCUCGCUGCGGAGCGGUUACCAUGAGGGGCUCAGAUCAUGAUCUAAGGGCAUAAGUAACGUCCUCUCCAAGGGUCCAUCAGUGAUCAUAGAAUCCCGUCUUCUUCUUUCUUUUCUUUCUUUGCAAUUGCUUUUUAGCCUGCUACGGUGCCGCUGCUCAUCGUCGCCAGGAUGGAGCAAACCCUCAUGAACGCCGUCGAUCCCUUCUCGCACGUCUCGGGAGGAUUCUGGUCUCAGCUCAUCAACGCGGUCACUGCUACUGCUGUUAUCCGCUGCUGGCCGCUCCUGCUGUUCUUCACUGGCUGGGCAACCGCAAUCUCGGUCAUCUGCCGCUUCGUACACAAUAUUGGCAUUUCGAGCACGCUGUUGACUGUCAUCGGUACCGUCCUCGGUUUCGUCGUAUCGUACCGGACCACUUCCAGUUUCGAACGAUACAAUGAAGGCCGAAGGCUCUGGUCGCAAAUUGUGCUCGCCAGCCGGACAUUCUCCCGGACGAUCUGGUUCCACGUCCCGGAAGUGAUGCCUGUCGCGGCGAACGACCAGUCUACGCUCGAGCAACGCAAGGAGCGCGUGCUCAUCGAGAAGAAGACCGCGAUCAACCUUAUUGAGGCGUUCGCCGUCGCAGUGAAGCACUACCUGCGCGGCGAGGAGGGCGUGUACUACGUCGACCUUUACCAUCUCGUCAAGUUCCUGCCUUCGUACGCAUUGCCCGCGGGUCUGCCUUCUAACAUCGACCUCGUGGAUACGAUGAGCGCUCAGAGCGCCCAUGGCGAUGGGACCACACGCCCUCGCAGGCCGUCAGAUGUGCGGUCCGCCCGCAGCAUGCAGUCCCCAACGAGUCCCAUAUCGACAGCCCCGCCGAUGCCCAUCGUGGGUGAGGGCCAACUUCCCCUCCCGGCGACGUCCCCCCGGCGUACGACGUUUGCGAAUGGCUUGAAGCCUUCUAUGGAGAGGGAUCGUGGUGACAAGGACGAGAAGACGUCGACGAUGAACGGAGUUGACGAAGGCUUCCUGUUGCCGGCGCGGAUCCCGCCCCGGUAUCACCUCCUGGACCUUUGGCCUCUAUCGUUGAUCGUGCAUCUGCUCGCUAAGAGAGGCAAGGAUGUCAAGGGAAGGACUGCUGCGCGCAUCCGUGCCAAGUUGCGGAGCAAGACUGUUACCCACAAUCUCCCACUCGAGGUUUCGUUCUACAUGAGCUCGUACGUAGCGGCACUUCAGUCCCGCAAAGUUGUUGACCCGCCCACGGCCACUGCCCUUAUCGCAUCCUUGAACCAGCUCGUGGACGCGCUUACUGGUCUAGAGCGUAUUCUCACUACGCCCAUCCCGUUCUCGUAUCGUGUUCAUCUGUGGACGGUCACGCUCCUCUACAACUUCUUCCUUCCCUUCCAGAUCUGGGAUACACUGGGCUGGCUCACGAUCCCCGCCACUGCGUUGCUAAGCUUCAUCUUCUUUGGCUUCCUCGUGGCUGGUGAGGAGAUCGAGAACCCGUUCGGUUAUGACAAGAACGACCUGAACAUGGACCACUUCACGCACAACAUCAUCCGCAGCGAGCUCCACGCGUUGACUGCACAGCCCAUACCCGACCCAUCUAUCUGGGUGUUCUCGCCCUACAACGACAUGGUCGUCGGCUCCAAGGAGUCCGAGCGCGUCUCACCCGACGAGUGGAUGCAGCGCGGCCUCCCGCGCUUCCAGAUGGCGCUCUCUGAGAGCAUUUAGGAUGUCCCCAAUCGUAAAUGUCUGCUAUGUUGCCACAUAGCAUCUGGUGACCGACAGUGGGAUAGUAGGUAUUGUUUGUCUGUUUGUCUGUCUUGGCUGUUGUAGAUGUCGGACAGGGCUAGCAUUACCAACACGCAUGGCUUUCACUCGCAUCGGGUAGACGCAUGUUUCCACUCUCCUCACUGUCUCUUUGUCAUAAAAUAUUGCAUUGCUUUCCUCGCUUCACAUAUAUUAACCCCCUCCCCGCAUUAUCUUGUCAUUCACGCAUCGCACACGUCGUCGCAUAGCAUAUUCCGUCAUUCACGUAUUUAUGAUAGAUGUUCGAGCUUUAGUAUAUUCAUGGGGCGGCUGGCUGCAUGGACUGUCUUUACGUUUACGGAGGCGGUCUGGCCACUGUUGCUUUCAUCAUGCUGAUGAUUAUGUUGCAAUAGCAUUUGUUGUUGCAUGA